CCUUCAAGGGUCUUGGUAAACUGGAAGUCUUGGAAAUGAAUUGUGACACGCUUUCAUUGGACAAGACAACAUACCCAGAUGGACUGUUCCAGUAUUUGGUUAGUCUGAGGCAGUUGGUUCUGUUAGGAAGUAUAAAUAACGAAGGACAAUUUCCUACUGACAUUGUACAAGGUCUACACAGCCUAGAACAGCUUCAGAUUAACUCCUGGCCUAAAGACGGAAAAUGGCCUCAACUAGAACAGUUGAAAGACACCCUCACACUUCUGAAUAUCCAAACCAUUGGUACACCUGUUCUUGGAAACACAUCCUUUCAAGCUUUGCGGGAUAUCCCACUUAAAAUAUUUAAUCUUAAUGGUGUUCUAACAAAACUAGAACCAGGAGUAUUUUGCCCUUUUAAGAACCUAACCAAGCUGGUUCUUUCUCAAUCGCAUGGAAGCACGACCAAGUUCGUCUCCAUAACAAGAGCCCUUCAGUGUUUAGCUGGAAGAAAUAUGGAGGAAAUAAUACUGACUCGAGUUGUUACCACAGGAGAAAGUUGUGUGACUCUAACAGAGGAGAUGUUCGGUUAUCUUGCAGAUAUAUGUGUGAAAAAGCUAGACUUGUCUAACAAUAAGAUUAUUUCGAUUCAAACAAAUGCCAUAACCAGUUCCACCUUAUUCAGAUGUCUCGAAUAUCUGGACUUGUCCAAAAACAUAAUUGAGAUGAUGAUGCCUACAUUAAGAGACACGUACAUCAUGGAAAAUCUGAAAUAUCUCGAUGUGUCUCAGAAUAACCAAUUGAGCUUUUCUAUCAGCCACAAAUAUGAUACCACAAAACGAGGGGGGUUAUAUUUUCCCAUACCUCCUAAUCUAAGUUAUGUAAACCUCAGCAGAUCUUCCAUUGCUAACCAUGUGUAUAUUAGUUUAACACUGACACAAAGCGAUCAUCUAUCUGUGUUAGAUUUCUCUAGAAAUGAUAAGUUAGACAUUCCGUCAUAUUUGGAAUGUUGUAAAAACCUGAAACUCUUGGACAUAUCCCAUAUGAAGAUCAGUCAGAAUGUUUUCAACAACACCAACAUGGUGACGAAUCUCCAAACAUUGCUUGUUCACGAUGUGACGUCAGAUGAAGACAUGUUUGUGUCCCCAUCUGAACCUUUUUUCAAUGUCAUGCCCAAACUUAAAAGACUCGAUUUAUCAGGCAAUAAUCUGCAGCUUAUCAACAAAAAUACAUUGAGAAAAUUUAACAAAUUGGAAAUCAUUUCUCUUGCACGAAACCGACUGGAUGACGUACCAGAAGAAAUCCUUAUGAUGGCUAGGCUUAAACAUUUGGAUAUGACAUCGAAUUCCCUGUUAGUCAUCAGUAAACAGCAACAGACAAUGCUCGAUGACUUUGUUGUGAAUAACGGAUCGUUCUACCUCUACCUAACAGGCAAUAUCUUCAGCUGCAGCUGUGGAACUCUUCACUUCAUACAAUGGUUACUGGAAACUGAUGUCACUUUAGAUCACCAUGGCAACUACAGCUGCAUCCUUGGUGAUGGAACGUUGUCUGAUACAGCUACCUUUUAUGCAAGUAGGACAUUUCAGUGGAGAACAUGUGUUGGUCAGUUCUGGUUGGCGGCUGCCAUAGUUGGAAACUUGAUCGCGAUGUUGUCUCUAUUUGCAGCUUUUCUUUUCAAGAAAUAUUUCCCCAAAAUAGAACACCAUGUAUUACAUAUGCUUGGUUAUAAUCCAAGACGCCGACCACAAAGGGAGGAUUUUGAUUAUGAUGCCUACAUAUGCUAUGAAAGUGCUGAGUAUUAUUGGCCAUGUCAUUGUCUCUUCAAGGAGCUCCCCAAAGUCUCCCCUGGUAUAAGACUGUACCUGCCCGACUUACAUGACCCUGUAGGAUGUUCUCGGGCUGAAGUGACCAUUGAUGCUUUGUCGAGAAGCUGGAAGAUUGUUAUCGUGCUUACAGAGAACUUCCUGAGAGACGAAUGGAUACACUUUACUGUUCUGUCUACUGUCAGACUGAUGUCCGUGAACAACGCAAUCACGGACCGGGUCCUGCUUCUGUACAGGGAUAUGUCCUUGGCAGCGAGAGCUCGAGUUCCUCAUCUUCUCCUCAACGUGGUUUCAGAGGAACAUAUUCUGGACGUGGAGGAACACCCCCAGUUCUGGACACAUCUGUGUCAGCGUAUCCUCAACGCUGAUCCCGCAGCCUUAUUCUGAAGUGUGACCUUUCUCUGAUGGUAAUCACAAAUACCUGACAUAU
Haliotis rufescens (red abalone) is the source of this 2229-nucleotide messenger RNA. Its product is annotated as toll-like receptor 4. The transcript has a single exon. Gene Ontology annotation, molecular function: protein binding; transmembrane signaling receptor activity. Gene Ontology annotation, cellular component: membrane. The record is from RefSeq and is a predicted model, not a curated record. Lineage: Eukaryota; Metazoa; Mollusca; Gastropoda; Lepetellida; Haliotidae. Gene Ontology annotation, biological process: inflammatory response; immune response; toll-like receptor signaling pathway. Bases 36 to 2186 code for a protein of 716 amino acids.